This is a messenger RNA of Armigeres subalbatus, 5275 nucleotides long. Its product is annotated as glycogen debranching enzyme. The coding region runs from base 223 to 4875 and encodes 1550 amino acids. Gene Ontology annotation, molecular function: 4-alpha-glucanotransferase activity; amylo-alpha-1,6-glucosidase activity. NCBI's taxonomy places the organism in Eukaryota, Metazoa, Arthropoda, Insecta, Diptera, Culicidae. Gene Ontology annotation, biological process: glycogen catabolic process; glycogen biosynthetic process. The record is from RefSeq and is a predicted model, not a curated record. The transcript is spliced from 9 exons.
AAACUAAAAUACAAACGACCUACUGCAGAGAUUUGUUUUGGGUUUGCUUAUCAGCUGCUAGUAAUUCGGAGUUAUGAACUGCAUUCGAUUAGAUCGUGUCACAUCGUUUUUUUUUUCUACACUGAUAGUCAAUUCAAAUGCAGGCUCUUGGUUUAGUUGCUCAUCAUCUGGGGUGCCGUCAAGAUCGUUCGAACAGAGUUAAAUUCUCUACAGUGCGUUACAAUGUUAAAAAAGAUGGGGUCAUUUCUUUCCUAUGAGAAACUGCCUACGAUCUUUGAAGUGAAUAAGAUGGCCGAUCAGACCGGAACGAUAAAGCUGGCGAUUCAUCACAAUGAUCCCGGUAAGGGGACGCUCUAUCGCCUGAAAAAGAACUCCAUGGUGCACGUCCAUCCGGGACCAUCGCUGCUGGGACGUCGAGUGGCAAUCUUUUGUAACUACCCGGCUGAUGGCGAAGAUUUUGACCGCAAUCGGUAUUCCCAGCUGAAAUGGUUCUCACCAACGGGAACUCAACUUCAAUUGAACGGUUCGAAGUACCUCUCAAUCCGGGACGUCGAUUGCUACUGCAAUGUUCAUCUCACCCGUUCCGGAGCGUACCAUUUCUACAUCCUGUACGAAGGCCAAGAGGAGCAACAAGCCGGUCUUUACGUGCAGAUUGAACCAACGCUAACCGUUGGCAAAGGUGCCGCCGCAGCACAACUUCCGCUGGAAGCCAUUCGGUGUCAGACGGUCAUUGCUAAGCUGAUGGGUCCGCUGCAAACCUGGGAAGCAAAGCUGCAAGUUGCCAAAGAAAGUGGUUACAAUAUGGUUCACUUCACGCCGAUUCAAGAGUUGGGUGGCUCGAGAUCUGCCUAUUCCCUCAAGAAUCAGAACAAAGUGAAUCCCGAGUUCCAGAAUGGUGAUCAGCCCGUUGAGUUCGGAGACGUCGAUAAGGUGAUUAAGAAAAUUCGUGAUGAGUGGGGCGUUGCUUCGAUUUGCGACAUUGUUCUGAAUCAUACUGCCAACGAGUCAGUUUGGAUCCGAGAGUAUCCGGAGUGCAGCUACAAUUGUUUCACCAGUCCUCAUCUGAGGCCGGCUUUCCUGUUGGACGCAAUGUUAGCCCGAGUCGGAGAAGAUGUUGCCGCUGAAUUGCUUGAACAUGUCGGAGUCCCAAAAUUAGUUGAAACUAACGACCAUCUGCAGGCCAUUCGCUGGCAAAUUCACUCCAACUAUCUGCCGCAAAUUAAAUUGCACGAACUAUAUCAGUGUGAUGUGGAUAAGUACGUGACCCGAUUCAACGAAGAGGCUUCCAAGCACAGUCCAACUGCCGCAAAGGAUGUUCCCGAGGGGGAUAUCAAACUAAAAUAUGAUGUGGAGUAUCGACGCUUGGGAGCUCAGAUCGACUGGGACCGAGCUAUGAAAACUUAUAAUGUGUUCCGCUCAGACUGUUUUGAUGAAGAUAGUCGGAAGCGCAAAUGCGCUGAAACAUUCCGCUCAAAAUUGCAAUGGUUGAACGAGGAGGUUCGAAAAGAAAUUCAAGCUCAUUUGGAUUAUGCCAUUGAGAACUGUCUGGCUGGAACGCGUUAUGAACGUGUGCAAGCAGAUGGUCCACAGGUCAAGGGCAUUUCUGUGAAGUAUCCGUUGUUCAUGAAAUACUUCACGCAUUAUGGCAUCCAAGGCAAGUCGUUGAAGGACAUUGAGGAGAUGAUGUACGGCGGCGCCGGCAAGUUAUUCAUGGCUCACAAUGGGUGGGUAAUCAACAGCGAUCCGUUGAAGGACUUUGCUCGACCUCAGGAAGGUACGGGCAAUGUCUACAUUAGGAGAGAGUUGAUCGCUUGGGGUGACAGUGUGAAGCUCAGGUACGGGGACAAACCGGAAGACAGUCCGUAUCUGUGGAAGCACAUGAAGGAAUACGUCGAUACGACAGCGAAGAUCUUCGACGGUGUUCGGUUGGACAAUUGUCACUCGACGCCUCUGCACGUAGCGGAGUAUCUUUUGGAUUCGGCGCGAAAGGUCAAUCCGGAAUUGUACGUUGUUGCGGAACUGUUCACCAAUUCGGACUAUACGGAUAACAUUUUCGUUAAUCGGUUGGGCAUCACUUCUUUGAUUCGAGAGGCUCUGUCGGCAUGGGACUCUCAUGAGGAGGGUCGUCUCGUAUACCGGUACGGAGGGGAUCCGGUGGGAGCGUUCUUCCCGUAUCCAAAGCGUAUUUUAGCGCCGAGCAUUGCGCACGCUCUAUUCCUAGAUCUGACGCAUGAUAACCCAUCGCCAGUGGAAAAACGUUCGAUCUUCGAUUUGAUACCAUCUGCGGGAUUGGUUUCCAUGGCGUGUUGUGCGACGGGAAGCAAUCGUGGUUACGAUGAAUUGGUUCCACAUCAUAUCCACGUGGUCGAUGAAGAGCGCCAGUAUCAAGAGUGGGGUAAACACGUUAACAAGUCGAGCGGUAUUGUAGCGGUGAAGGAAUCAUUCAAUUUGCUGCAUGGAGGCUUAGCAACGCGCGGAUUCGAUCAGCUGUUUGUCGACCAAAUGCAUCCGGAUAUUGUGGCCGUAACGCGGCACUCCACGCAGAACCAUGAAACGGUCAUCCUGGUAGCACACACCGCGUUCAGUUAUCCGAGUCCUUGGGCUGGCCCGACGGGAGUUCGCCCGCUGCGUUUUGAGGGCGAUUUAGUGGAAAUCAUUUUCGAGGUUCAAAUCUAUAAGAAAACUGGUCAAACAUUCGACCAACCCACGGAUUUCAAGAAGGACGAACGCUAUAUCAAUGGCGUUGAGGAGUAUGUGAUUGACUUGCGAAAGAAUCUAAAACUCGAAGAGUCUGACAUUUUCCAGAAGAACGCUACCUUCGAUGGCAACACGACACAGCUGGAUUUUGUCAAUCUGAAGCCUGGAUCGGUGGUGGCGGUGCGAGUUGCCCUGAAGGACACAAUGAAACCGCACUUUGAUAAUCUUCAGUCGUUGGUCCGGGAGCUCCACCAGGAAAAGGGAUCACGAUAUGCGGAGCUCCAACACCUGCUGGGCAAGCUUAAUUUGGUAGACUUCAACAAUUUGCUCUACUGCUGUGCCGAGGAGGAACGCGACAACGGUGGUGGCCCGUACAAUAUUUCCGGAUACGGCGAUUUGGUUUAUUGCGGACUGCAGGGCGUGGUUUCAAUACUGAGCGACAUCGGACCGAACAACGACCUUGGUCAUCCUUUGGCAAACAACCUACGAAUGGGAAAUUGGCUAAUCGAUUACUGCUCACAGCGUUUGCAGAAGUACCCGAAUUUGGUGCCGGUUGCCAGCUGGCUGGAGAAGAAUCUGACCCCGUUGAAAGAAAUACCUCGUUACAUGAUUCCCAGCUACUUCGACGUCAUCAUUACGGGCGCGCAUCGUUUGGCUGUUAACGCCGCUUGCAAUUUGAUGUCGGACUUUGUUCGCCAUGGUUCCAACUUUGGGCGACGUCUGGCUCUGGGAUCUGUUCAGUGCAUUCGAGAAGCUCCAUCGGCCAACCUUCCGACGCUCAGUCCCAAUCUAAGUCCACCAAAACCACCACAGAGGUGUUCAACUUUAGCUGCCGGGCUACCCCAUUUCGCAACCGGAUACAUGCGCUGCUGGGGUAGAGAUACCUUCAUUUCGCUGCGCGGACUUAUGUUCCUGACCGGACGGUUCGAUGAAGCACGGUAUAUGAUUCUCGGAUUCGGAGCGUGCCUGCGACACGGCUUGAUUCCUAAUCUACUGGACGGUGGGUUGAAUCCUCGCUUCAAUUGUCGUGACGCCAUCUGGUGGUGGUUGUAUUGCAUUCGGCAGUAUGUCGAGGAAGCACCAAAUGGAAAGAAAAUUCUUAUGGAUAAGGUUUCUCGAUUGUUCCCGACGGAUGACUCUGAAGCGAAGUUGCCUGGUGAAUGCGACCAAUUAUUGUACGAAACCAUUCAGGAGGCGCUAGCCGUUCACUUCCAGGGACUAUCGUACCGCGAGCGCAAUGCCGGUACUCGCAUCGAUGCCCACAUGAAGGACAAGGGUUUCAACAACCGAAUCGGUGUCCAUCCGGAGACCGGGUUUGUCUUUGGCGGCAACAAUGCCAAUUGUGGCACGUGGAUGGACAAGAUGGGCUCCAGCGAUAAGGCCGGCAACCGGGGUGUUCCCUCAUCACCCCGAGAUGGUUCCGCGGUGGAACUCGUUGGCCUUCAGAUGGCCGGUCUAAGGUUUAUGCAGCAAAUGGUCGAAGAGAAAGUGUUUCCAGGAUCUGGGUCCGUGGAACGCACCUCCAGCAAUGGAACCAAGACCGUUUGGACGUAUAAAGAAUGGGCCAACAAAAUCGGGGCCAACUUUGAGAAGGAAUUCUACGUCGAUGAGAGCAGCGACAGCCAGUAUGUAAAUAAAAAGGGUAUCUACAAAGACACGCUGGGUUCGGAAGUUCCGUGGACUGACUUCCAGCUCCGGUGCAACUUCCCAAUCGCGUUGGUGGCUGCCCCGGAGCUUUGCAAUCCGAAGCAUGCCUGGAGGGCAUUGGAAAACGCCAAAAAGUAUCUCCUGGGACCGCUCGGCAUGAAAACGUUGGACCGAGAGGAUUGGGGCUACCGUGGAAAUUACGACAACUCGAUCGAUAGUGACGAUAAAACUGUAUCACAUGGAGCAAAUUAUCACAACGGUCCCGAGUGGGUUUGGCCAAUUGGAUUCUAUCUUCGCGCUAGACUCAUCUUUGCCAAAGCCAAUGGACUGCUCAAGGAAACAAUUGCAGAAACAUGGUCAAUUCUGCAGAAACAUUUGCACGAAUUGCAAACUAACCACUGGCGCGGGUUGGCCGAAUUGACCAACGAAAACGGAGCAUACUGCAAUGAUUCUUGUCGGACGCAGGCGUGGAGUAUGGCCUGUGUGCUAGAAGUGCUGCACGAUUUGGAAAAGUAUGAAAAAGAGCUCUAAGCUAUAAAGCAGGGGGAGGAUUAAAAUUCAAAAUGAUAUACUCGAAUAUAGUCGGCAAUGCGAUGCGUUCCAAUCGCGUCCUAGUUAUGAUCACAAGUUUAGAUUUAAUUGUUCAUGCUUUGUGUCUGCCGUGUUAGAUUUUACGAAUUUUAAUAUUUUAUUAGGCUGUUAUGUUUGAAACGUUCAUAUUUUAUUUUGUUUUAGCAUGCAUAUUUUAGGCUUAGUGCCACUCAAAAGCGUAAAUGAAUGUGUGUGAUGAAAUAUAGCAUGAAUGAGCUGUGUCUGUGUGUCGUCCUUGAGUUAAUAGCAGUGGGACUAUGGCACUGGGAAACAAGGAAACAUAUAUUUUUACGUACUAUGCAGGAAAUGAUUUAAAUACACACUGUUAAAGCCAUCUAAA